This is a messenger RNA of Penaeus indicus, 4148 nucleotides long. RefSeq names its product zinc finger protein 423-like (gene L). The transcript has 7 exons. Gene Ontology annotation, cellular component: nucleus. The record is from RefSeq and is a predicted model, not a curated record. Gene Ontology annotation, molecular function: DNA-binding transcription activator activity, RNA polymerase II-specific; zinc ion binding; RNA polymerase II cis-regulatory region sequence-specific DNA binding. Bases 1 to 3687 code for a protein of 1228 amino acids. Gene Ontology annotation, biological process: regulation of transcription by RNA polymerase II. Lineage: Eukaryota; Metazoa; Arthropoda; Malacostraca; Decapoda; Penaeidae.
AUGCCGCAACGUCGGGUGCCCACUGGCCUUGCUCAUAGUUCAUUUGCCUAUUGGUGGGAGCCCAGGUCGUGCUCCGUCUGUGGGCAGGUGAGCGUCGGCGGGUCCUCGUGGGACGUGGGCUCCGAUGGGCGCGGAUCCCUCUCGCCCGCCUCGUCGGCCACGCCCACUUCGGCCUCCGAGACGGACGUGGAGGCGGCGGCUACUGUGGGCGUCACGCAGACCACGCCCUACCAGUGCUCCUUCUGCGACCGCGCCUUCCCCAGGCUCUCCUACCUCAAGCGCCACGAACAGACCCACGCGGACCAGCUGCCGUUUCGCUGCGAGUUCUGCGGGCGUCUGUUCAAGCACAAGCGCUCCCGAGACCGCCAUGUCAAGCUGCACACGGGCGACAAGAAGUACAAGUGCUGCCACUGCGAGGCGGCCUUCUCCAGGAGCGACCACCUGAAGAUCCACAUGAAGACGCACGACACGCAGAAGCCGUACCAGUGCUCGGUGUGCAACCGCGGCUACAACACGGCGGCCGCCCUCACGGCGCACAUGCAGAACCACAAGGCCAAGCUCACCGCCCACGCCCUCAGCCAGCUGCUCAAGGAUGCCCAGGCGCCCUCCGAUGCCCACACGCUCACGCAGCUGCUCAAGGACACCGCGGUGGGCGACACGCACGCGCAGGCGCUCAAUCAUUUCCUGAAGGAUGCGCAGAAGGAGCAGUUGCUGAGCCCGAAGUCGCAGCAGGGUGACUUGGGCGCGGGAUCGUCCCCGGGGGCGCUGCGGGCCUCUCCAGGGGCCGGAGAGGCGUCCCCCGCCCUCUCGCCCGUCGCCGCCGCCCGCUGCCCGGUCUGCCACGCCCACUGCCGGAACCACACGCACCUCCAGCGGCAUCUAACGCGUUACCAUGGCGACGACGUGCCGAUGGCGUCCUCGGAUCGCCCCGCCUCCCGAGGGGGCGGUUCCGGGGCCUCGUCGGUAGGCGGGGCGUCGUCAGCCGCCUCCACGCCCUCUCCGCGGCCGCCGUCGUCGCUGCCGUCGCCGCGGCCGCUGGCCAACCCGCUGCUGUCGCUCGUGGGCGGCAAGCUGGCCUGCCUCUACUGCUCCCGCGACGCCUUCCCGUCGCUGGAGGCGCUGCAGCUGCACCUGCACUCCUCGCACGGCUCGGUGCUGAACGGCGAGAUGCGCGACAUGGCCAGCAUGCUCGGCCUCCCGACGUCGCUGGGCGGCUCCCUGGGCAGCUCCCUGGGCGCGGGCGGCCUUGCAGCAUCUCUGGCCUCGCCACUAGGCCCUGGGUCGUCCAGGGGCGUUAGCUGUGAGCUGUGCGGCGCCCGCGUGGGCGGCGUCACGGCGCUGCAGCGGCACGUGGUGACGGCACACACCUUCACGGACCUGCUGGCGCGGGCGGCCGAGGGCGUGUUCUGCGCGCAGUGCCUACUGCCGUUCAGCAACCCGGGCGCGCUGGCCGAGCACAUCAAGCUGGUGCACGCGGCGCCCGUGCUGUCGGCGGUGCUCAACAAGCGGCCGCCCUCGCCGCCCACCGACACGCCCACGGACCUCAGCAAGAAGUCCCGCCACGAAGGGCUGCCGUCGGACCUGCCCGCCUCCACGCUCCUGUGCAGCCAGUGCAACGCGCCCUUCACCAACUUCGAGGCCUUCCGCAGGCACCUCAAGACCCACCUGGAGGGGGUGGAGGCGGCGGCGACGGCGGGCGGCGGCGCGGCGCAGAUGGCGUGCCCCGAGUGCCGCCUGCCGCUGAGCUCGGAGGCGGCCCUGGAGGCGCACCUGGCCACUCACCUGGGCGCCACGGCCACCGAGUACGGCUGCCAGGCCUGCCUCAAGCUCUUCUCCAAGCCGGACGAGCUGCAGAAGCACCUGAUGGACAUCCACGCGCACCACCUGUACCGCUGCGCCCUCUGCAAGGAGAUGUUCGACUCCAAGGUGUCCAUCCAGGUGCACUUCGCCGUCAAGCACAGCAACGAGUGCAAGGUGCACAAGUGCACGCGCUGCUCGCUCAUCUUCCGGUCGCAGUCGGAGUUCGAGGUGCACAUCCGGGCGAGCCACAUGCGGCGCGGCCUGGGCGUGGGCGAGGCGGUGCCCGGCGGGGGCAGCCUGGGGGGAGCGGGGGGGUCGUACCGCUGCCUGCUGUGCACGCUGAGCCUGAGCUCGGAGGCCGAGCUGGCGGCGCACGUGGCCACGCACCAGCGCCAGUUCCAGUGCACGCUGUGCGACGACGCCUUCCACGUGGAGUUCCUGCUGGACAAGCACAUGCAGACACAGCACAACUCCGAGCUGAACGGCAACGUGCCGCAGCCCGAGAACCUGGUCAAGCCCCGCCGCAGCCCGCACAAGAAGGAGCUCAAGUGCGACAUCUGCGACGCCGAGUUCUCCAGCGACUCGGGGCUCCUGGCGCACCGCAAGCAGGCGCACAACAUCAAGAGCGGGGCCGGCGGCGCGGGCGCCAAGGUGGCGGCGGCGUCGCUCAGCCUCUUCUGCGCCUACUGCAGCGAGGCGUGCAAGUCGCGCAGCGACCUCGAGGCGCACAUGAAGUCGCACCAGGGCUCAGGGGGGCGCCACAAGUGCAACAUCUGCGACGAGCUGUGCCCUUCGGCCGCGCUCCUCGCCCAGCACAAGCUCACGCACGUGAAGGUGGUGAGCGGCAGCGCCUGCGCCGUGUGCCGCGAGCCCCUGACGUCCGAGCAGCAGUUCAGCAGCCACCAGAGCGAGCACCACCCGGCGCCGCUGCCGCAGCCCUGCGUCGUGUGCCGCCAGACACUCGUCACCGACAUGGAGGUGAGCGUGCACGCGCGCUUCCACGCUGCGCAGGCGGCACAGGCUGCCGCCGCCGCGUCCGUGGCCUCCAGCGGCGCCUUCAGCAGCGCGGACCCCGUGCAGGCCGCGUCCCUCGCCUCCAUGAUCACCACCACGGCCUCCAGCGCGGCCGCCACCGCCAGCAGCAACAGCAGCAGCAGCCGCGGCAGCAGCAGUCCGAGACAGUCGCCCUCGCUGCGGUGCCCCGAGUGCCACCUCAAGCUGGAGACCAUGGAGGAGGCGGAGGCGCACGCGGCGGUGCACCAGCAGCAGCAGCAGGGGUAUGGGCGUUCGGUGGCGCCGUCCUCGCGCACCUACCAGUGCAUCAAGUGCCAGGAGAGCUUUGCCUCCGAGGCAGAGAUUGAGGCACACGUGGCAUCGCACCUUCUGCACGAAGGUUCUGUGCAUGAGUGCCACCUGUGCCGUGCCACGUUCGACACGCCCCUGCGCCUCCAGUGCCACCUCAUCGAACACACGUUCGAGGGCUGCGGCAGCUUCACGUGCUACAUGUGCUCGUCCGUGUUCACGACGGCGGCGCGGCUGCAGCAGCACAUGGUGGAGCACGGGCUCAGCGCGCGCCCCUACGACUGCCACCACUGCCACCAGCGCUUCUUCUUCCGCGCGGAGCUCGAGAACCACGUGCUGUCGCACCCCGAGGCGGCGGACGGCAGCUGCCGCGAGUGCGUGGCCAGCUUCCCCGACCUCCCCCGCCGCAGCCUCCGCCGCCCGGCCCUGGCCGCCUUGGGCCCCGCGCAGCACCUGCUGGCGGGCCACGCGGGCCAGGCGCGCCCCGCCUCGCCCUGCUCCGCCUGCGACGGCGACACGGCCGACGGCGCUGCGGCCUCCGCCAACGGGCUGUCGGCCUCCAGCAACGAUGCAAAGGAGAUGUGAGACGCCGGGGCGGCGGUGCCCAGCCCUGGCGCGUGCCCGCUGCUGCUGCGUCUCCGGACGGACCUCUGGUGACGCUUGAGGGCUCAUGGCGGGAGACGCCGACGACGACGACGACGAUGACAAAGACGAAAGGAACGAAGUUUCUUAGCUGUUAUUUAUUAUUUUCUAUUUUAUUUAUUGUCAUUCUGAUUUUCGUAACUCGAUAAGGACUCCUCGAAGUGGUCCUAGUGCUGCACUGUGCGUACACCAAAUAUAUUCGUAGAAGGCUCCAGCCGGAACCCGAAGCGGCGGCGCGAGGCCUCGGCUGCCUUCGGGCGCCGGCUCUCCGUAGGCCGCGCCGCCGCCGCCGCAUGGGGAGAGUGCAACUCCUCCUGAAGAUCCCCAUUUGUCCAGUAUGUGAUAGUUAAAACAAAAAAGUUUAAAAAUGAAUAAAAAAAAUAAGACAAGGAAUUGUUAGGUAU